This is a messenger RNA of Paramormyrops kingsleyae, 2062 nucleotides long. RefSeq names its product A-kinase anchor protein 1, mitochondrial-like. Lineage: Eukaryota; Metazoa; Chordata; Actinopteri; Osteoglossiformes; Mormyridae. The record is from RefSeq and is a predicted model, not a curated record. Gene Ontology annotation, cellular component: mitochondrion; membrane. Gene Ontology annotation, molecular function: RNA binding; protein kinase A regulatory subunit binding.
GCACCGCACGUGUGCUGGUCACGUGAUCCGCGUGGGGUAUAAAAACUGCCCCCUUUGCCUUUUCCUCUUAGGAUGGGGGGUGAGCGUAUCUACACAGGGUAGUGUCAGGACCUGAGGAACAUGGCUUCCAGUCUGCGCCCCCUCCUCACCUGUGCCCUACCAGGGCUCUUGGUGCUGCUGGCUGGCUGGUGGUAUACCUUCUGCAGGAAGAGAUCUAAGUCCCAUCAGGACAGGGACAUGAAGGAGUUUCAGCCUGGGGAGGGAGGAGGAGUGAACUCCCUCAGGCAGCCUAAGGAGGAUUUUUCCAAGCUGGAGUCCAUUCAAGGCUCAUCCAAGGUCCUGAAGAGGCCAGAACCGGAAGGGCAGGUGACACCGGGAUGGAAAUCUGACACACUUGCGGAGGGCUCUUGGAUUGGACUUGGACCAGGCAACUUCAUUCUGCAGCAGUCAGAGCAGCAACACGUUUGUGUUGAGGUGGCGCCCCCAUCAGGCCACCUGGGGAACUUCGAGUCAGGUGAUGGUGUGUGUUGUGUCAGUGAGGAGCCUCGCAGUCGUGAAGGAGAUGCAGCAGGAGAUGAUAUGCAGGAGGUGCAAGAACAGGACCAGGAGAGGGGUGGUAGCUGGAAAUUAGGUAUGGCAUUACCUGCCCCCAUGGAGGUGCUCAGGGAGAUGGAGAACAACAGUGAGGGUCCUCAUGAUGCCCCCCAAAGGUCAAGGAGUGAAAUAUCAUCCUUGAGCCUAGUGGUGCUGGCAGGAGAAGCAACUGUCUCAGGACCUAGUCCCAGGACUGAGGGGGUAUGUGGCUGGGGCCCCAUGUUGUCUCCAGCAGUGCCUGAAAAGUGCCCCAUGGUGGGGCAGGAUUCAGGCAGCAGUCCCCCUGCCUUCCCGCCCAGCCCCCGAGACAUAGACCUGGUAGAGUGGGAGGUAGCAGUGCCCAGGCAUCUUGUUGGCCGCCUGAUCGGGCAGAAAGGUCGAGCCGUCAGCUUCCUGAAGCGGCGCUCCGGGGCAAAAAUCUAUGUGUUCCGAGCUUCUCCAAGUCGGGAUGUUCAGAUCUGCCACAUCGAAGGUUCCAGGGUGCAGGUUGACAGAGCCCUGAAGCUGAUGGGAGAGAAGUUUGUGGACCUGGACCUAACCAAUCAGAGCACUGCUCUCAAUCCCGCCCUCACCCAGCCCACACUGGCCCCAACAAGCUGGGUGGUGCUGCCAGAGGGUGUGCCCAUUGAGGUCAUCGUAGUGAAGGUGGUUUCCGCAGGUCACCUGUUCAUCCAGCAGCGCACGCAUCCUUCCCAUCAUUCCUUGUGCAGCCUCGAAGAGCGAAUGUACCUGUGCUAUGCCCAGCGGGGGGCGCCGUACCUGCACCCCCACAUUCAGGCUGGGACCCUUUGUGCUGCCCCUGGGGUGGAGGGCUCCUGGUGGAGAGCCCAGGUCUCUGCCCUUUGUGACGACCCCACCCAAGUGGAAGUCCGGUUUGUGGAUUAUGGUGGCUACGAGAAGGUCAAGGUGGACACGCUUCGCCAGAUAAGGUCCGACUUCGUGGCCUUGCCGUUUCAAGGAGCGGAAGUGCUGCUGGAGAAUCUGGCCCCCCUACCAACAAUGGAGAGCUUCUCCACAGAGGCAGCCUCGCGGGUGGAGGAAAUGACGAGGGGGGUGACUCUUGUGGCGCAGGUCACACGGUACCACAGCAGUGGCCUUCCGCUGGUCCAGAUUUGGAAGAUUGGGAAUCAGCUGGUGUCUGUGAACCGGAUGUUGGCUGAUGAAGGGUUCUGUUCCUGGGUGGAGAACGCCUGACCUGUGGACACCCCCCAGGAUGUACUGAGGAGGUUCCCUGGACCACCACACCAGUGACACCUGGUGUUCAGCUGGGUCCCCCCCCCCUGGAAUUGCUCCUUAGGUGGUGCUGAACUUCUGAAUUCAGCUGUUGAGCAAAACAGCUUUUUUUCUUUUCUUUUAUAGCCUGCUUGCAUAAAUAGUAAUGGGAUUUUUUAAUGAAGUAUUGACUCUCCUGCCCAGGGUCUAAAUGUGUCGGAUUAGAUUAUAUAAAUAAAGGUAUUUAAACCCUUGA